ACUCAAACCUCGACAUCACCCCGCUCCAAGUCCAAGCUCAUCGAUGACACCCUCGACGACAACAUCAUGGAACAAGAAUCAGAAACGGCUUACAAAGCUCUACGUCAAGGUCUUACUUCCUCAUCUGGGAUCAACACGGUCGACGAGUUCUUUCGGCUUGAUGAGAGUAAAAUCACAACACAACUCUUGCUCCUUGGAGCCGAAAUUUCAAAACCGCUCAUCCUCCUUGGAACGAAUAUCCUCGCAUUAUAUCGCGGUUGGGUCUCAAACGGAUACCCGACCUUGGAACGCUUUGCUCUGAACCACCGCGUCGAACCUUUCAAGCCUCUAAUCACCGUCGUGCUCGCUGACGAAGGCAAAUCCAAUCAAGAUAUUUUUGAGUUCAUCAAUGAAGCCUUCAACAGGCCCCCAACGCCUUUACCCACAUCCACACUCACCAAUUCUUCCAACCAGCUUCCUCAGUUCCCUCCUACGCCAAGACAGGUUUGGUCGAGUAUUUCAUCCAACAACUCGACCCCGCUCUGGAACCCGACGAAAGUUUCAUCGAUCAAAAGUGCGGUCAAGCAAAGCCCAAACAUCCAAAAUUCUCGCACUUGGCAGAGUAAACCUACCAUACGUUUGGAGGGCAUCAAUUCGACACGCAAGUUGGAUGGUGCUAUCAUGUCGCUGAACUUGGGAAAUGAAAAUCACAUUCGAGAUGUUCUGGUACGUGUCGAGCUCAAGAUCAAGAACAAAUCAGAGGCCUCACAUGCUGCAAUUUGCUUGGCAAACUCUGGCAGUUUGUCUGGAGCAAUUGGUUCUGAAUCAUUUGAUGUCAAAGCGAGCAAAGAAAACCUCAAAAAGUUCUUCGCUCUGAUUUCAUUGUCAUUAACGUGCAAUAAGCGACUCCUCGGCUUCGAUCCAACCUUCAUCGACGAUCAAGGACCUCAUACUGCGAUACAAAUCGUAACCGACACCGGUACUCAAGAGCUCGUGAUCGACCACCCCCACAUCUUCCGAGCGGCGGGAAUCUGUGGACGUGGGACAACCUGCUGGAAAGCGCAUCUCUCUGUAGAUGAACGCCAAACAUUUCUGAUCAAAGAUUCAUGGCAACCCAAAGACCGGAGAGAAGAAGGUGUUAUGCUUCGCGACGUGACAGAAAACAACGUACCUCAUGUGGCCCGAUAUCACCAUCAUGAAGACGUCCACGUGGCCGGCAACAGCGUUGACAUCGAAUCUCACGUUCGGAGGGGCGCCAAUUUUCAAGAAAACAACGUACCUCAUGUGGCCCGAUAUCACCAUCAUCAAGACGUCCACGUGGCCGGCAACAGCGUUGACAUCGAAUCUCACGUUCGGAGGGGCGCCAAUUUUCAAACUUGCCAGACAAUCAAAAUCACUGAUGAGCCCAAUGAUCCACACAAGUACCGCAUGGCUUUAUUAAUCGGGUUCACAAACGGCUGA
Puccinia graminis f. sp. tritici CRL 75-36-700-3 is the source of this 1440-nucleotide messenger RNA. Its product is annotated as FunK1 1. The record is from RefSeq and is a predicted model, not a curated record. The transcript has 4 exons. Lineage: Eukaryota; Fungi; Basidiomycota; Pucciniomycetes; Pucciniales; Pucciniaceae. Bases 67 to 1440 code for a protein of 457 amino acids.